This is a messenger RNA of Mycena indigotica, 1182 nucleotides long. Its product is annotated as Protein kinase domain-containing protein. Gene Ontology annotation, biological process: protein phosphorylation. The transcript is spliced from 6 exons. The coding region runs from base 1 to 1182 and encodes 393 amino acids. The record is from RefSeq and is a predicted model, not a curated record. NCBI's taxonomy places the organism in Eukaryota, Fungi, Basidiomycota, Agaricomycetes, Agaricales, Mycenaceae. Gene Ontology annotation, molecular function: ATP binding; protein kinase activity.
AUGCAGUCCGACUCGCAGGAUCGAGCUAGAAAGACAAUGGAUUAUUUGAACCGUUAUAUGAAGACCAGAUCUGCUUCAGAACACUUUUGGGUCAAUCACCAACGAUUCCUCCGUUCGAGGGGCUAUGAGCUGCGGCCUAGGUAUCACCCUGACUGGGUCCCCUCAUGGACGCUACCUGGAGCGACAGUUGGGGAUAAUGAGGACCAAUUCGAGGACUCGUACAAACCACGUAAGGACAGGGUCAUGGAUGCCACACGCAUUAGCGAUGGUCAAAAAGUUGUUCUGAGAUGCGUCACAACUUGGAAACCGGAGCUCACCACCUUACUAUACCUCAAUCUGGAUCGUAAUCGUCACCCACAUAAUCGAACUUUCCACCUUCUUGACAUCAUACCUCUCUGCGACAACGACGACGUCGCUAUCAUCGUCAUGCCCUUUCUUCGACUGUUCCAUUCGCCGCCAUUUCGACAUUUGCGAGAGCCAGUCGACGCAAUGCGACAGCUUUUCCAGGGAUUGAAGUUUCUGCAUUGGCACAAUAUCACUCAUGGGGAUGCAUGUCUAUAUAACCUAAUGAUGGAUUCGUCCCAAGUAGUCCCUGAUGGCUUCCACUUCCUUCGCCCCCAGUACAAGCCCAGCGGGGGGGACCAUUAUGAAUGGCGGGACAGGUGCUACGCUGACCCGCCUGUUGCUUACUACUUCAUCGACUUCGGACUUUGUGGGUACCAUCCUAAUGGCCCACAAACUGCUCAAGCCAUCGGUAUCUGCGGCCAAGAUCGGACAGUCCCAGAACUGUCAAAAACAGUCCCGUAUAAUCCGUUCAAGGUCGAUAUUUACCAACUUGGAAAUACUUUCGUUGAGCUUAGCGAGCAAUAUCCUAUUCUUAUGACUACCUUUGGUCCUCUACUCCGAGCCAUGACACGUCAAGACCCUCAGGCGCGCCCAACGGCAGCUGAGGUUCUGGAUCACUUCGAGGAGAUCUGUUCUCGCAUACCGCCCUCAGAACUCGCAGAAAAAAUGCACUACGAGCUCCGUUCAAACGGAUAUGACAGUGGCGACUCGGUGUCGGACCACGAAUUAUUCUCAGCCCCUUCCUCCUCGGAGCAUCUGCCAUAUGAAGAAAACGAUGGUGUGCAGAGCAACAAGCCUGAUGCUGCAAACGAUGGAUUGAACGAGGCUUCAAGUUGA